This is a messenger RNA of Dentiscutata erythropus, 231 nucleotides long. The record is from the annotation of a GenBank genome assembly. NCBI's taxonomy places the organism in Eukaryota, Fungi, Glomeromycota, Glomeromycetes, Diversisporales, Gigasporaceae.
AUGAAAACAAGUCGUAUGGACCCACAAGCUUCGAAUUCCUUUCGCCAUAGGUUUACUUUUGUUAAUGGAAUCACUUAUCAUUAUGUAGACGAAGGUGAAGAAAGAAACGAUGCUAUAAUAUUAUGCCAUGGGUUUCCAGACUUAUGGUAUGGCUGGCGUUAUCAAAUUCCUUUCCUAGUAUCCAAGGGUUUUAGGGUAAUUGUACCUGACCUUCGAGGAUAUGGUCAAACA